AACCGGUCGUCUUUAUGCUCUUAUUUUCGCUCACAUUGUCCAAUACCAUCCUGAGGAACCAGAUCAUCUACCAGACCUGCACGGUGAUCUUUCGCUACAAUGUCAGCGACUGCAAAUUGCUGGAUGAUAAAAAAUGCCAGCGCCGAGAUAAAGGCAAUUGAAACGGAACUGCAGCCAUAUGUGGCAAAUCUAUUUCUAUCGCGCACGCUGCUGGAGAGCAUUGUUCCCGCUUUUUGUGGCCUCUUUAUUGGUUCCUGGUCAGAUCAUUAUGGACGCAAGCCGCUGCUCACAGUAUCGAUGAUAGGUUUUGCCCUCUCGUUUCUGGUCACUUCUGCCAUUUGCGAGCUGUCCAGCUAUUACGUGAUCAAUCCCUGGUGGUAUAUUGCGGCCGCGGUGCCGCAUUCUCUGCUCGGCGGCAAUUGUGUAUUCUCCGUGGCGGUAUGCUUCAUCUCGGACAUCACGGAUACCAAGACGCGGCCUUAUCGCAUGAUCUUCAUGGAGUCGCUGUUCUUCAUUGGGCUCACAAGCGGCUCGCUGUUGUCCAGUUUCGUUUAUGCGGCAACCAAUGCGGCCACGACCAUUGGCAUCUCGGGUUGCAUAACCACAUUGGGCACAUUCUUUGUCAUAUUCUUUGUGCCGGAGAGCCUGCACAUACGGCAUGCGCAGGAGGCCGAAGAGGGCUGCCGCAACGCGGCCAGCGGCGAGAAGGAGAUGCCCAUUACGGCGUCUGAUCUGCAGCCGGAAUGCAUGUCCAUCGACUGUCCGCCCAUCUUGAUGAAUCCCGAUUUCGAAGCGGAACAGAAGAAACAUAUACAUCAGCUGCCCACACCGGCUACGCCCAACAUGACAUUCGAUGAGGAUCUGUUGGCGAAAUAUGUGGAACAGCUGCCCAAGGUGAAGGCCAGAGCACAAGCCCAGUCCAAGCAGCAGCCGGAUGCCAAAAGGGCUGGCCUCUUCAGCUUUUCACACAUCCGAGAGAUGGUUAACACCUCCAAGCCGCGCGAGAAUCAUGCGCGCGCAAUUAUUUGGCUAGUCACAUUGGCCAUGUGCCUGUCCAUCUUUGUCUUUGACGGCGUCAUGACGGUUAUGUAUUUGUUUGUGCGCGAAAAGUUCCAUUGGUCCGUGCGAGAUUACACAUUCUACGAGACGGUUAGCCACCUGGUGCCCAUGGUGGGUGCACUGAUCGGAUUUCUGAUACUGCGCAAGAUUUUUCGCCUGUCGGUGGUCACACUGGCGAUGCUCGCGUUCGCCUCGGAAAUACUCAAGAAUAUGGCCAGGGGCUUUUCGACGCAGCCCUGGCACAUGUAUCUGUCCGUCGUCUUGGGCGUCUUUCGGUCCAUUGGCGGGCCCAUGUGCCGCACCAUUGUCUCAAAUAUAGUACCUGCCUCAGAUUUGGGAAAAAUUUUCUCAAUUAAAAAUGUUUUGCAAUCGUUUGCACCUUUCGUGGCCGCACCGCUCUACACGUUCAUCUACAAGUGCUCGCUGGGUUAUUAUCCGGGUCUCUUCAACUUUGUGAGCGCGGGCCUGUAUCUCAUGUCGUUCAUAUUUAUCGGCUGUGUGCUACGCAUUAAGUUUAUGCAUCAAGAGUACUACGCCAAGGUGCUAAAAUAAGACAAACAACCGUUCCGAUCUGAUCCGCUUAUGUAGUACGUCCCAUUAGCCUAAUAUUUAUGACUAAUUGUAUUUAAUCGUGUGUGAUGUGGUUGCCCAAAGCGCCGUUUCUCUAAUAAGAAAUAAACUUAACGAGUAGUUUGAAAUUUAAAAAACAAA
Molecule: messenger RNA, 1770 nt
Organism: Drosophila virilis
Lineage: Eukaryota; Metazoa; Arthropoda; Insecta; Diptera; Drosophilidae
Source: RefSeq, a predicted model, not a curated record